AGAAAUUAACAUCAAAUAGCAACCUUUCAAGAUAUGUAGAAUAACGUCUUUACUGGUGGUCAGUUUGAAAAAUAAAGACGAGGUUUUUUAGUUCCGUUUUAUUAGAGAAGGGCAAUAUUUGAAUAAUAUGGCUGAAACACAUCCAGUUGGUUCUAACGACAAAGACAUUGGCAGCUAUAUGGACAUGAAACAUAUUAAAAUGGCAGAUGUACCAGAAGAUUCAGCAAACUUACAUAGAGAAGUGAAAGAAUCCACUCCCGAAGCAAGACCAAAUAGUGCUGCUCCAGAAAAAAAAGAUGAAUCUCCUUUGUCAGAUCUUCUUAGGGAAACAAAAAUUGCGGUGAGGCAAAAGUUGGGAAGAGAUUUUGAAAAAGAAGACAUUGCAAAUACAGAAGAUAGGGAUGGAGCGAAUAUUGGUGACAAAAAUGAAUGCUGUGGAGAUUCAAAUUCAGAAAGCUUAGAAAAGAAAAUGAAAGAAUUGGAUUAUGAAACACUCCGAGCAAUAGCAAUAUCCGGAGAUAGAGAUCCAAAUAAGAGAAGAUCUGAGGGUGAGGGAGAUGGAAAUGAUGCAGAAGAAACAAAAGGUGAUAUCGAAGAAGUCGCGGCAUCCUGUGAAGAUGAUGCUUCACCUACUGCUGUAGAAGAUCAUGAUACAGAAGUUACAGAAGUCAAAAAGAAGGAUGAAAACGAAAGAAUUGAAGAUGUCUUCCAAAAAGAAAUCAUUCCAAGAUUUGCAGGUACAACAGAAUUUAAAAAAUAUGCAAGAGCUAGCAAUGGAUUGAAUAUUGAUGACAUAGAUCUUUCUGAUUUAUUUGAAAACAAUCCGAAAGACAUUAAAGAAUUCAAGUUUUCUGUCCUUCUGUUCUGGAAGCAAAAAAAUAAAGAUCGAGCUACAUGUGAAAGAAUACGUAACAUAACGGAUGCCUAUUUAUCUUCAUAUACUUGUACUGAGAAUCCGCAAGUUUCCAACAAGAGUGGGGUGGAUCGCAGUCAUCCCAACCCUGGUGGAGCCGAAGAUCCACAAGCUCCCAACAACAGUGGUGCGAAUCCCAGUCUACCUAUCCCUGGUGGAGCCGAAGGAACAUCUAACACAGGUUUUAAUGAUGUAUUUCAAAAUGAGAUUAUACCGGCAUUUGCGAGUAUUGGAGAAUUCAAACAGUUUGCUCGUGAUUCGAAUGGAUUGAGGCUGGACUCUGCUGUCGUCAUUGGGGUUGUGGCAGAUCACCCAACAAGCACCCAUGAUCAAAUGAUGAAAAUGUUGCGAAUUUGGAAGCAAAACAACAAAGGUGCUACUCCAGAUGAUAUCAUCAAGAUCAAAAACAAAUAUUAAUGAAAAAAUCUAAUAUGGGUGAUGGACUAGGAUGGAAGUUCUUGGUUUUUUUUUUCAUUCCCAUAGACAAUAGAUUUAAGUCCUACCAUUUUGAAUUUGUAUUAAUGAUCUCCAAAUUGCUUUAAUUCAUAUUUAAGUAAUAUAAUUCCUAAAGAUGAUUACAUUCUAUACCUAAUGGCAUCAGUGCCUUUCCUAUUUAUAUAUUGUGGUUUAUGAUAUUUACAAUCUGGAUUGCAUUGUCUCUUAUAUAAGACAUCUUCUCGAUUAAAUUUUAUUAAAAAUUCGAGUUCCAAAUCUAACUGUUAUUCUAAGAAUUCAGCUCGUCAUUUACUCUAUCUCUCUUUUUAAUGAUAGUACGCAUCAAAUGUGUAUUAUUUAACACUGCUGAUUUUGUUAUAUUUGUGCUUAAAAUAUGCAGAUUUUUGGGGGGGAGGGGGGAGUGUAACUGUUGUUAUUAAAGCAAACAUUUUGAAUGUGUCAUCUGUAUAGAAUUUAUGACUUUUCUUAAUUUUUGAUAGAAAUGAUUGUGCCUUUUAUUAUUAUUAUUAAUUAAAGAUCCAUUGAAGUUUUUAUUCGUUGACUAAAUUUAAACAGAGCUUUUUACACGUUAACCACUUAGAGGUAGAAAUCCGCUAAGGUCUUUUAUUGUCCGAAUAAAUUUUCACAAUCUGUAUGUGGCAUUGUACUUAAAUACACCAUUGUUUAUAACCAGAUCUGAGAAUUGAGUACAAAAUCUCCUACCUGUGAUCAUGGUCUCAACUAUUUAGUCGCCCUAUAAAAAUAGAUUGUAUGAGUCAAAAUGGGUAGAAAUAAGAAUAAUAAAAUGAAGAUUUUGUAAUAAAAAGGAAUUUGGGUUCACACUGUAUCGCCAUUUAACCUGCAAGUACUGUACUUUUAGUUUAAUUUUUCUCACGUCAAUUGGUAUUUGAUACAUGCAAUUCUACACUAAUUCUUUAUAGUCUUAGCAGCACUUUCCAUGGUCACCCGUAACCUCGCUUAGAGAUCGAUCUCCCUAAUUUUGGAGUGAGUGGAAGUGAUCCUGCUAUGAUCAAUUCAUACCCAGAAUUUACCUAACCUCCUACCAUCGUUUCAACAAAUUGAUAUUUUCGACAAUAAAAUAACUACAACUGCUUUUCCAUUGUGCAUUUACUGUUAUAAUGCAUGAACUUUAUUGAGUUUUGUUUUUAAUUCAGCAUUUCUGUAUUGUGACUUGUGAGUUUAAUUUCAUAUUGAAGUUUAUUUACUGAUUUUUAAUAACUGAAACUUUGAAUUGAAGCUUGGAGAUUAAAAAUUAAGAAUCUACUCUUUUGAAACUAAUAAUGUAUUUAAAUUUUGAAGAAUAUUCAUAAUGAAUUUUAUCGAAGUUAGUUUGUUUGUAUUUAUAUAUCUGAUGCAUAUUUUAUGAACCUAUAGUUCAUAAAAGAGAAUAUUUUAAAAAACUGAGAAAGGCUUUACCCAAUAUUACUAAAUUACAAGGAUAAUGUUAGACAAAUUACAUUGCUCACCUCAUAUCAUAGUUAAAUUGGUGGCAUUUGAAAAAUUUAUUUUGGCAGAACACUAUUUAAAAUGUGACUACAUAUUUGGCUUUCUUCAAAAAUGCAUUUUAUUGGAAUUUCAGGCCAGCUUGAUGAAAUUUAUCCAUAUAAAUUUUCUGGUAUUUAUUUCAGUAACCUUUUUCUCUGUGUGUCAAUUAAUUUGAUCUAUGAUUGAACAAGAAAAAUCAUAUAUAUACAUAACAUUGAUGUUACUGUCAUUUUUUAAAAAUCUAAUUCGUACUUUGUAACUUUAUCCAACUAGAAUGAAUUUUUCCGCCAUUUUCACAAUAUUUAGGGUUCAGUAAUUACAAAAAAAUGUGUCAUUAACAUUUUUGCCUAAUUUGGUUUUAUUAUCUAUU
Messenger RNA from Styela clava, 3224 nucleotides. RefSeq lists its product as uncharacterized. The record is from RefSeq and is a predicted model, not a curated record. NCBI's taxonomy places the organism in Eukaryota, Metazoa, Chordata, Ascidiacea, Stolidobranchia, Styelidae.